Ostertagia ostertagi is the source of this 408-nucleotide messenger RNA. NCBI's taxonomy places the organism in Eukaryota, Metazoa, Nematoda, Chromadorea, Rhabditida, Trichostrongylidae. The record is from the annotation of a GenBank genome assembly.
AUGUAUGAGGCCUUCGCUGUUGUUGAGAAAGCUCUCGAAAAGGAACCGAAAGACGGUUGUUUCGGCGCUCAUAAAUGGUACGCGAUUCUUCUCGACUAUAUUGGAGAGAUUGAGGGGAAUAAGUCGCGCCUACAGAAGUCUUACAAGGUGAAGGAGCAUCUCGAGCGUGCACUCCAAAUAUGCUCCAGUGAUGCAACAACAUGGCAGCAUCUUUGCUGCAGUAAUAGUUCAGUUCUACCAGGAUUCUACAGCACCAACAUGUACUACAUUGGAGAGGUGUACGAGAAGAUGGGCAACAGAGAUGAAGCUAUGAAGUAUUACAAAGACGCGUUUAAGAUGCCAGUCGUACAUCCGACGAAUCAAAUCGAGCAUACACCAAAAGCACGGAAAAAGUUCUCUUUUGUUUAC